Synchiropus splendidus (mandarinfish) is the source of this 4569-nucleotide messenger RNA. RefSeq names its product cAMP-dependent protein kinase catalytic subunit alpha. Gene Ontology annotation, molecular function: ATP binding; cAMP-dependent protein kinase activity; protein kinase A regulatory subunit binding. Gene Ontology annotation, cellular component: nucleus; cAMP-dependent protein kinase complex. The transcript is spliced from 11 exons. The record is from RefSeq and is a predicted model, not a curated record. Bases 448 to 1503 code for a protein of 351 amino acids. Gene Ontology annotation, biological process: peptidyl-serine phosphorylation. Lineage: Eukaryota; Metazoa; Chordata; Actinopteri; Syngnathiformes; Callionymidae.
GUCAUUCUCCUCGUCUCCGGGGCUACGGGGUGGGGGGGCUUCAUGUUGAGUCGGGCGACUUGUCGUCGAUGGUUGCAGCUUUGAUCGACCCUGAAACCCUGAUCGAGAAGUCCCUGCAGACUCCGAGCGGGGGGCGCGUGGGGCUCGCGCGGCGGCUGCUGCUGCUGCUGCUGCUGCAAGGGACCGACGACUGGUUCGGCCAACGGUCCGUCCACCCAAGCCCCAGCCACCUGGAAAUUACUGCCAACCCAGGGAGAGACGAGCGCGUGUCUUCCAGGCUGCCCGCUAUUGAUGCCUGCCUCCAUCCAGACUCGCCUCGCCUGCUGUCAGCCCAUCGAAGAUCAAUUCCUCGGACAAGUCCUUCACGGACGGCGCUGACUUGAACGAGCUCGGUCCUGCUUGAAACGGACCAAGGAGCCACGGAUCGCCAGGUGUCAAGAAGCCAUCAUGGGCAACGCGCCCACGGCCAGGAAGGGCAACGAGAUGGAAAGCGUUAAGGAGUUUCUUGCAAAAGCCAAAGAGGACUUCCUGAGGAAGUGGGAGAGCCCUGCACAGAACACCGCUUGUCUGGAGCAGUUUGAGAGGUUGAAGACUUUGGGGACAGGAUCCUUCGGCCGAGUGAUGCUGGUGCAGCACAGAGAAAACGGCCAACAUUAUGCCAUGAAGAUCCUCAACAAGCAGAAGGUGGUGAAGCUCAAGCAGAUUGAACACACUCUCAAUGAGAAGAGGAUCCUUCAGGCUGUCAGCUUUCCUUUUCUGGUGCGGUUAGAGUAUUCCUUCAAGGACAACACUAACCUGUACAUGGUGAUGGAAUAUGUACCAGGAGGAGAGAUGUUCUCACACCUACGAAGAAUCGGCAGAUUUAGUGAACCGCAUGCUCGGUUCUAUGCCGCUCAGAUCGUUCUGACCUUUGAGUACCUGCAUGCGCUGGACCUGAUCUACAGGGACCUGAAGCCUGAAAACCUCCUCAUAGAUCAACAGGGUUACAUACAGGUUACAGACUUUGGUUUUGCCAAACGUGUGAAGGGCAGGACCUGGACACUGUGUGGAACCCCAGAAUACCUGGCCCCUGAGAUCAUCCUCAGCAAGGGUUACAACAAGGCGGUGGACUGGUGGGCGUUGGGGGUACUGGUCUAUGAAAUGGCUGCGGGGUAUCCACCUUUUUUUGCCGACCAGCCAAUUCAGAUCUAUGAAAAGAUCGUGUCAGGGAAGGUGCGUUUUCCGUCUCACUUCAGCUCAGACCUGAAGGACCUCCUGAGGAACCUGCUGCAGGUGGAUCUCACUAAACGCUACGGAAACCUAAAGAACGGGGUCAAUGACAUCAAGGGACACAAAUGGUUUUCUACAACUGACUGGAUUGCUAUCUAUCAGAAGAAGGUGGAAGCUCCUUUCAUUCCCAAGUUUAAAGGACCAGGCGACACCAGCAACUUUGACGACUAUGAAGAGGAAGAGAUUCGCAUUUCCUUCACCGAAAAAUGUGGCAAAGAAUUCACCGAGUUCUAGUCUGAGUGUGGGAAAGACAGGAGGAAGUAGGGAGAGUCGAAGGUAGGCUGGUCCUGAGUGAGACAUUUGGGGAAUCGACCGUCUCUCGUCCGACCUGAGCAACCAGCCGCCCAGAAAAGUGGGAAAGAAAAUGACAUGAAUGGAGAAAUAUAGCAGGUGGACUGAAAACCAGCAGUGUUACCUUUUUUGUUGUAUUUUAUUUGACAUUCUCCCUUAUUUAUGGAUGGCUUCACGACGAGGGUGUAGUAUUUUGUUGACUGUACAUCAGCUCUUUUCAGACAGGUGAUCACCCUGAACCAACAGUUUCACAUUUCCCCAAGGACUUCAGGGUAAUGUUUUCACAACAUAGUGGUGGGUUUGUGCGGUUUGUCCACAUUUAUUUCCCACAUUGUCUUUACUGUUGAAAGCCUUAAAACGUGUGCGUCCUCUUGGUCAGUUGGUCCUUCAGAUAGUUUGACACGCUAUUGAAACGCUUGGGCUCCUUCUCCUCCGCCUCCUUGGAGAUGGUAACGUUCAUCGCUGUUCUCAAAGUGACUCCUUUCAUUGUGGGAUCGGUUGAGAAAUCGUCUCCUAAAAGCAAGGUUGGAAUGAAUCAAGCACUCUUCUGAUCGGAAGAACAAGAUAAAGGAGGCAUGAAGUAACCUGGGAUAGAAGCCAGUCUUCUGUCAGGAUGCCUCCAUGAAAACUGGCGGGAGGCAGCGGGACAAUCCCUGAAGAGAUUACGGCGUGAUAUACUCAUCCAUGAUGCACAUGCAAGUUUAGAUUUCAGCCUAGAGCAGUGUUUUUCAACCUUUUUUAAGACCCACUUGGUUGAUUGAAAAAAAAAAACCCAGAGAUCCGCCAUCAAAGGAACCUUGGUCAAGUCAAAAUUGUUUGAAGAAUUGUAGCAACUGACACUCAGCUAUAUUAUUAUGUUAUUAGCAGAAAAUGUGUUUGUUUAACAUUUGAUUCUAGUUUGGGGAAUUUCCAGAGAAAUCUAGCAUUUGCCUCAGCUUUAUAACUUUCCUCUCUUCAUGUCUCGGAGCGCAUUUAUUUGUUGUACAUUUCAUUUUCGGCCCACUUUUAAAGCUCAAACUAAACAGUUUACAAGUGUCAAUGUCAAGUCCUGUUAGCUCUGCUACGGUACAGACAGCGUCGCAGGACCGUCUCCAUCACUCUGUCGUGAAGGUGUGUGGUCAAGUGAGAGGCGCAUCAGGUCGGCUACUUUGCUGUGAGAGCGUGGGAAAGGGAGCGCAGCAUAGAUCUAUAGUGCAUAGAAAGAAUGUGAAUCCUUGUUGCAACAUUGUCAACCACGCGUUUUACUCGUUCAUGAUCUAAUGUCAUCAUAUCACCCACCUCUGUGUCAAAUGAGAUCUGAGAACUGGCACACUGGUUGAAAAACACUGGCCUGGAGAGCUGCUCCACUAACUUCGCUGUUAAAAAAAAAACAGUAUUCUAGAACAAGUAUGACAGACGCACCGUCACCGAUGCAAUGUCUCCCACUCACUACACAAUUGCACAUACACAAUGUGCAAUGUGGAGCUGUAUAAAUCUGUGUUUUUCUCUUCCCAGACAGUGGCGCACUACUGCAUGCUGUCUUGAAGUGGUUGCAGUAUUUUGCUGGGUGCAAACAGGUUUGCAUGUGUUUGGUAUGCGCCCAGGGAAUCAGCCCGUCCCCUGGUCUCCCAUCUGAGAAGAGAGGAGGCUUUGAUAUUCAUGCAGGAGAGCUGCAGGACGCUCCGCUGGAGAGGGCCUCUUAAAAGUCCUGGCAACCAACUGACCAAGUGGACGAAAUGUAUGCUUUGUUUGAAUUCUUCUUAACCUGUCUGUAAAGAAAAGCAAUUGGACAAGAGCAACAUGUGAAACUGACGCUUUAUAUUUUCACACCUUGGAGUGGCUCACAGUGGAGAGGAAACACGUUGGGUUUGCUCUGUAUCUUCAUGAUGGCGUGUCAGGUCAGUGGUGAACAGAUGGCAAAUAACUGUAAAUCCAUUUGCAACUGAUGGCGUUCAAGAGUCCAAAACAAAAGCGUAUAUACUGCGGCUGAUUCUGGAAUCAACUGCAGUUGCUUUCACUCAUGGUUCAGGAUGUUUUCUAUUGCGAGAAUCACUGUCUUACGGUUUGUGUAACUGUGUUGAAAACAUGCACCUAUUUUUUGUGGUGAAGACGAUGUAAAGAAAACUAAACUGGCUUUGUGAAGCAGAUACUUGGCCUCUGUACUUUUUGUUUCCCCGAAGGAGAGAAUGGAAAUCAAACGAGGACUGAGCCAGAUGCCAAUUCAAAAUGGCCGCCGUGAACCGUUCGAGGAUCUUCGUCCAAGUCACAGAAAUAGACAAACGCAAUCUGCAUAAUACUGAUACUUCAAGCACGGAGAGAAACGUAUAUUGACUCAGAAUACAUGCAGCGAAGGGGGUGAUAGUAACCAUCAGGAAUUGAUCAUUUUCUUGGUAACAUUUUGUCCCCAAAAGCAAUGAAGAAGCUCAAAACUGGAUCCCAAAAUAAGCUGUGGAAAUUUCUUUUUAAAACAAAGUUACCUUGUAAAUGGUCGUGAUGGCUACUAAAACUAUUCCACAGUGAUAUGAAAAUCUGGUAUUGUAUCACUACAAAUGGGAUGUUUUUAUGAAGUCACGUGUCCCUCUUAAUCUUCAUGUUUUCAGUGUCCAUUAUUGCCAUUGAUCGUGAUGUACAGGAAGAGUGUGUACUUCAAAGAUAACAUGUGGGGAGAGUAUGUGCACAGUAAAACCGUGCCAGGUCUGGUCCACGUGUCAUGAACGGUUCCAACAUGAGCGACAGGGAAUCAAGUAUUGAUGUGGUCCAGCCUCUGUGACCAGACGUCGAACCAAGACUCAGAGUUAUUCCUGUCAAGUGUCAGUCAGACUCUCUGCAUAACAUCCACACCAUCAGCAGUCGUGUUUACUCAUGCCUGAAGCGCUGCAGAAGGAGCUGGUCAUGUGCUCGCUUUCGUUUUCCACCAUUUUCACUCUGGGUGAGUCAUAUAACGCCACCCUCUCAUGCACACAGUGACACAACUCCAACGGCAGCAGGCGAGGUACAGAGAGAAGGUGUUGUGGAGUUGAAUGUUUCUCA